This is a messenger RNA of Amblyraja radiata (thorny skate), 1495 nucleotides long. It is a transcript of the gene tmem130, whose product is annotated as transmembrane protein 130. The transcript is spliced from 8 exons. The record is from RefSeq and is a predicted model, not a curated record. Lineage: Eukaryota; Metazoa; Chordata; Chondrichthyes; Rajiformes; Rajidae. Bases 100 to 1440 code for a protein of 446 amino acids. Gene Ontology annotation, cellular component: plasma membrane.
AGACGGGUGACUGACGCGUCGGCGGCAGGCAGGUUUGGCGUUGAGAGAGAGCGGGGGGGGAGCUUAAACCGACUUUAGAAACUCUCGGUCUACAAAACCAUGGCUACCGAACGUCUCCUUCUCCUGCUCAUGAACACAGCGGCGAUCGCAGCGGUGGGGUCCUCGCCCUAUUACCUGUUUGUCAGCAGCAAUGGUCCCAUCACCACAGGUGCCCGGGGAUCAGUGGAGGCCAGUCUGGUGCCCGGAGCUGGGAUGGAGGCGGCUUUCCUGCCCCCCACCGACUAUCUCUCCUUCCACUGGGAGGUGCAGAGGCCACUGUCCGUGGUGAGUCGGUGGCGGCGGGGAGCUCUGAUCAGUUCCCUCAUCGUCCGCAGCCACGUCCCGGGGCUGUACAUACUCCGCGCCUGGGUGAGGAGAGUGGACUGCCUGAGAUGUCUACCCCUGGCCCACACUGCCACCACCCUGCAUGUUACAGACUCUGUAAUAGGAACCUUGUCACUGACGCAACUGAAUAGGAGUGUCACUUCUACAAACAUCGGGUAUGAACUGGCCACAAAUACCCCAACAAAAAUCUCAUUCAUCCUCUACGACCCCAGCAGAUACUUCAGCUCCUCUUUCUUCCGCUUCCGUUGGCACUUUGGAGACGGGGAGAGGAGAAUCACAAAUGAUUCCUACGCAUUCCACAUCUACCCGAGGGCAGGGAUAUACCAGGCUCAAGUUGAAGUCUACGUAUACCUCAGCCAUUCCCAAUGGAAGAGUGGGACUUUUGGAGCCACGUUGAACCUUCUGGAUCCGAUCAACGCCAUAGAGGUGAGGAAUGCAGACGGCGAGCAUCCAAAAGACAUCAUGGACUUCCAUCUGCAUGUAAACGGCAGCCCACCGCUGACCAUCUGCUGGUCAGUCUCUGCGAACUGUAUCCGUGCAGUUGGUCACGCAUGUCACACGGUGCUACUGGAGAGGUCACGGGACUGUCACGUGAGAUACCCCAUGAGCGAAGCGGAACCUUACACACUCAACGUACGGGCUGAGAACGGGGUGAGCUCCCUGCAGACCUGCUACAAGAUAACUCCGUGGCGUAAGGGCAUUCACCCGGUGUGGUUCAUCAUCCCCGGUGUUACCCUGCUCACCAUCGUCCUACUCAUCAUCUUGUCCACCACCAUGAGGAGCAGCAGAUCCCAGAAGGACUUGGUUGAGGUGGCGGAUUUUGAUUUCUCUCCAUCCGGGGUGAAGUCGUCAGGGUGGGGACGAGGGGAGAUCUUUCCCUUGUGCUGCGGCCCCAGCCAGUCCCAGGCUCGUCAGUCCCACAGUCGCACCACCAGGGAAGGCCGCUCCCUCCUGCACUGCAGCGGCCCCCCGCCCCUGGAUUACCGCACCUGGAAACACCUGCACCCCGCCGACCCCGGUUCCAAUCCCGCCACCUGCUCAGUAGCGCAGCGGUAGAGUUGCUGCCUCACAGCGCCAGUCGCGGGUCCAAUCCUGGCGACGGGUGCUGUCU